Messenger RNA from Gekko japonicus, 1438 nucleotides. RefSeq names its product protein unc-93 homolog B1-like. Gene Ontology annotation, molecular function: Toll-like receptor binding. The annotation marks the transcript as partial. Gene Ontology annotation, cellular component: endosome; lysosome. The transcript is spliced from 4 exons. NCBI's taxonomy places the organism in Eukaryota, Metazoa, Chordata, Lepidosauria, Squamata, Gekkonidae. The record is from RefSeq and is a predicted model, not a curated record. Gene Ontology annotation, biological process: toll-like receptor 3 signaling pathway; toll-like receptor 9 signaling pathway; toll-like receptor 7 signaling pathway.
GCUGGGCACCCAUAAAAGGAUUUUAAACUAUGAUUUUGGCUGUCAGCCAAGAUGGCCCUCUUUCCUUAACUGUGUUUUCCUCCCCAACAUCAUUAGUUUCCACCACUGGGGUUGGGAAAUAACUCCAACAAUUCUUCUCAAAAGCUGCAGAGGGGUUAGGGAAGAAAAUGGGACACACUUAAUUCUGCCCCAAGGUUUGCUGGUUUUGCCCUGCUCCCAAAUCUGCUCACGGCUUUCGGUUCUACAGGUGUUGCUCCUGUGUGGCUCCGCCUAUCGCCCAACAGAGGAAAUAGAUUUACGCAGCAUUGGAUGGGGAAACAUCUUCCAGUUGCCCUUCAAACACAUGCGAGAUUAUCGCCUCCGCCACCUCAUCCUCUUCUUCAUCUACAGCGGCUUCGAGGUGGUCUUCCUGUGCACUGGCUUUGCCUUGAGCUAUGGCGUCUGCUCCAUCGGCCUGGAAUACGUGACUUACAUCAUUACUGCUUAUGGACUCUCAUCUGCUAUCUGCAGCGGCCUGGCGCUUUCUAUGCUGUGCAUGCCCCGUCAGGUUCCCCUUCUCACGGGAGCUGUUGUCCAUGCCGUUCUCUUGAUUGCUCUCUUCUGUUGGGCGCCUCGUCCCUAUAGCUUAGAUGAAGCACCCUUGCUGUACCUGGUGGCUGCACUCUGGGGCCUUGGCAGUGCCCUCAACAAGACUGGCCUCAGCUCACUCCUGGGGAUGCUUUAUGAAGACAAAGAGCGGCAAGACUUCAUCUUUACCAUCUACCACUGGUGGCAAGCCUUGGCCAUCUUUGUUGUUUAUCUGUGGUCUGGACUACCUAUGAAGGCAAAGUUAUCCCUCAUGCUGAUUACGCUGGUGGCUGCGGUGGUCUCCUACGUGUGGAUGGAGCAUAAAAUAGGCCGCCUUGUCCGGCACCGCCUCCCCAAGAUUCCCAAGCCUCGCCACAAGGUGCGGGGCUACCGCUACCUGGAAGAAGAGAAUUCUGAUGAAACGGGCUCAGAAGGAGGGGAGGAAAGGGAAGACAGUGACUCCUCGGAGGAAGAAGCAGACGGUGAACAGCCCAGAGACCAGCAGACUCGGGCUCAACGCAGGAAGAAGUGCAGCUACGAACGGACCCAUGAGUAGGAGGCUGGGGACAGUGUGGGCUAGCUCCUGGCCUGGCGCCACCCUGUUUGCCAGUCUUGGCUGGUCCGCGACCUCCUUGAGGGCCUUAGACUUCAGCCUCUUUGCGUCAGCAGAAUCCUCUCUCUGCCCUGCUCUUUCAGUGUUUUACUUCCACUCUGAGCCUGACUUCCUGCAUUUAGACACCUUUUAGUCCUCACUAUCACUUGGAUAGAGGGAAGACGCAAAGACACGCUUGCUGGCUGUGAGCUCCUCUCUAGAAGGCCCCACCAUCCAUCCAUCUGCCAUUCCUCUGCUCAGAAGUGGUGCUGGGUGCAU